Messenger RNA from Xenopus laevis (African clawed frog), 3191 nucleotides. Its product is annotated as provisional ortholog of tripartite motif containing 25 S homeolog. Gene Ontology annotation, cellular component: cytoplasm. The transcript has a single exon. Lineage: Eukaryota; Metazoa; Chordata; Amphibia; Anura; Pipidae. Gene Ontology annotation, molecular function: zinc ion binding. Bases 470 to 2365 code for a protein of 631 amino acids. Gene Ontology annotation, biological process: antiviral innate immune response. The record is from RefSeq and is a predicted model, not a curated record.
GACUGCUAAGAGUCAGGGUUUCAAAACUGUUUUUUUUUAGUAAACAUAAAUAAAGAUUUUUACUUUACACUUCUGUGUUUAGAGCCAUAUAUCCUAUAUCACAUGCACACUAAUUGAGGCAUAUUUUCAAAGGGUAUAAUGUCCAAAGAAAAACAAUAUAAGGAUUUCCCAAAUAAAUAUAAAAUGUCCUCUCAGGCAAAGUCCCUGAAGUGAACGUAACUAAGCAAACUGCUUGGUGUUUCAACGCAAAAGUUUGGGGACAUUCAGCUGCCACUUCAAGGGUUAAUGCCCACCCCCACCUGCAACACAUUGUGUAGUCUUUUGUAAGAACUGUGAGGGGGGGUUAACAAAAUAAAGGAAUUACAGGGUUAACAGGAAGCCCCUUUCCAAGUAACAAAGUGUUGCUGCUUGUGUGUAGGGGGUGGGACUAACACUCUCCAGUUCCAUUUCCUCCUUCCUGUUUUCAGCCAUGGCAUCUGCUGAUCUGAGAGACGAGUUGAGCUGCUCCAUCUGCCUGAGCAUUUAUACUGAUCCUGUAUCCCUGCCGUGUGGCCAUUACUUCUGCCAGGGCUGCAUUGGGAAAGUGCUGGACUCCCAGGAAACAGCAAGAGAUUAUUCCUGCCCUGAAUGCAGAGAAGAGUAUCAGGAGCGCCCUGCCCUGCUGAGGAACAGAGCUCUGGGUAAUAUAGCUGAGCGAUUCCUUUCUACUCAAACCGAGCAGGACGGGACUGGGAUCUUUUGCAGUUACUGUGUCCAUUCCCCUGUACCUGUUACUAAAUCCUGUCUGCAGUGUGAGACCUCCAUGUGUGAUGCCCAUGUGAGAGUGCACAGCAAGUCAGCAGAGCACGUCUUAACUGAACCCACUGCUUCCUUCAGCAACAGAAAAUGUUCCAGUCACAAGAAGCUCCAGGAGUAUUACUGUUGUGAGGAUGGUGCCUGUAUCUGUGCCUCCUGCUGCCUGGCUGGAGAACACAGGGGCCACAGGGUGGAGCUGCUGAAUGAGGCCUCUGAGAAGAAGAAAAAGAAACUGAGGAAUGUUUUGGAGAACCUUUGCCCAGAGAGAGAGGAGACUGAGAGGGGAGUCCAGAGGCUGCAGGAGCACAGGAGAGAAGUGGUAGAAAAAGCAGCCAGUGAGACAGAGAAAGUCACUGCCCUGUUCAGAAAAAUCAGGGAACAGCUGGAAGCCCUAGAGAAGCAACUCCUGAGUGACAUUUCUAGGCAGAAAGAGGAGCUUUCCCUCCAUCUCACUAAUCUGAUCGAGGAGCUGGAAAUAAAGAAUGAUGAGCUGUCCAGGAAUAUCCGUCACAUUGAGAUGCUGUGCAACAUGGCAGAUCCACUCACUGUCCUACAGGAACGGGAAUCUGAUGGAGCUGCCUUUUGUGGGGUUGAGGGGUCAGACAAUGAUGGCAGAGAGAAAGCUGAUGUAAAGGUCCCUGUUGUAGGAGAUCUGAAUGUAGAAAUGAUCUCAAAGACAUUAGUCACUGGUUUAGCUGGGAUUGUAACUGGGGUAAAGGGAACAAUCUGUGGGCAGGAGGAUGCAGACAUGUUACUGGAUAAAAACACAGCUGGGGAUGCUUCAGAUAUAGUAAAGAAAGAAAUGGUUCCCAUAUUAGUUACACCCCAGUCGAAUGACACUGGGGCAGAAGGCUCAGGGCUUUGUGCCUAUUCGACUAAAAAGAGAAAAAUACCUCAACUUGUCAACAACAAAAAAGAACAAUCUAUCUGUCACAAAUCUCUGCAAUCUUCUGAUAGUCUCCCCAAAAUGUCACAGUUGACAGGUAACCCAAGGACUUCCGUAUCUGAUUCUGCCAUAGACACAAGGUCAAUCUCGGUGUUUGGGCAGAAGCCUACAUACCUGGUACUGGAUACAAACACUGUUGGAAAUGAUGUAUCUGUAUCAGGAGACAGAAAAAUGGUGAGCUACUCACGUAGAGCCCAGUGUCGCCCACAAACCAGAAUGAGAUUUCAAAUUCCUCAAGCUUUAAGCACAAGGAGUUUCAAGUCAGGGCGACAUUACUGGGAAGUGGAGGGCAGUGAAUCAGGAGGCUGGAUGGUAGGGGUGGCUUAUCCCAGUAUAGAGAGGGGAGGUAAACAGUCCACGAUUGGCAAUAACAAGAAGUCCUGGUGUUUGUACAAGCUGGAUGAUUUCUAUACAGUGAUACAUGACAGCAAAGGAUAUCAUUUAUCUGAUGUCCUUUCCUGCAGAAGAAUCGGAAUCUCACUGGACUAUGAUGCUGGUAGUGUGUCCUUUUAUGAACUGAGUGAACCAGUCAGACACUUACACACCUUCAAAGCCACCUUCACUGAGCCCCUUCAUGCUGCAUUCUGUGUCUGGAUUGGCACUUGGGUGAGAAUCAUUAAUUAAGCUAUUUACCCUGCCCAGGAGAUAACCCAUUCUGAGAGUUGCCUUUAGCCCUGCAUUGCAGAUAUUUGGACAUGUACAGGUCUUUUGGGGGAGUCUUCAAUUUUUUUGCACAGCUUGACUAGGCAGCAGGAGUUGUCUGGGAAUAAGGGUAUGUGACCUAUGUGCAACAGGAUGUUCAAUCUGGGGAGGUUGAGGCCUCUGUGUGAUUCCAGAAAAAAGAUGGGAUCUUGUGUCAUAUUUAUGUGGGCAGGUUCCCCUAGCAAUAACUGUCCAUCCAAUGAGCUUGGCUAAAUUAUAGUUCUGCCCCAUUAGAGUUAUAUUUAUUACUUAAUACACUACAGAGUCAGACCUAGGUCCUGUCUCUUCUAUAUCCCUGUAGGGCACACCAUCUCCUCUUAGCCAUUUAAUGCUGCCCCAGCUCCCUUAGGGCUCUUACGCGCGUUUUUACCUGCGCUCCCCUGCGCCUGUGUGAGUACAGCCCCAUUUGAAAUAAUGAAAUGCGUCUAUUCCUGCGCUCCCCUACGGCUGAACGCCGAAAAACGGAACGCAGGGGAGUGCAGGUAAAAACGCACGUGAGUAAGAGCCCUUACAGUGCAGAUUCUUUAAAUCAGUAAAGGGUAGCCUCUGUGUACAAAUAGAUAUAUACAGAGACCUCUUUGUACAUGAUAGAUGGACUUGAUGCGUUAGUGAUAUCAAAGAUCUUAGCUAAAUCCAUGUAACCGGGAUAGUAUUAUCCACUCUAGGCACAGACAUUUUUCAUGUUAACAUUUUUUGUAUGUUAUGAGUUAGUGUGAAGAGGAAAUUGAAUUAAAAAGGUAUUACAAAA